Agrilus planipennis (emerald ash borer) is the source of this 3723-nucleotide messenger RNA. Its product is annotated as tetratricopeptide repeat protein 17. Lineage: Eukaryota; Metazoa; Arthropoda; Insecta; Coleoptera; Buprestidae. Gene Ontology annotation, biological process: actin filament polymerization. Gene Ontology annotation, molecular function: protein binding. The coding region runs from base 82 to 3567 and encodes 1161 amino acids. Gene Ontology annotation, cellular component: actin cytoskeleton; cytoplasm. The transcript is spliced from 12 exons. The record is from RefSeq and is a predicted model, not a curated record.
CAGCUGUCACAUGAACUUUUGUUGAAAGCUGCUAAAGCAAUAAUGGAAAGAUAAGAUUUUUAUGCAUUUUUGAAAAGAAAAAUGAUCAAAUGUCGGCUCUACGUAUGUUUUGUGUUAUUAUUUUACUUCACUUUGCAAAUAACGGCUACUACUCACUGGGUUGUAACUGAAAACGGCCGGAUUCAAACACAAUUGGAUUCUCCUUUUCAUUUGAGAAGACCAUAUGAUCUCAUAGCUUUGUUAGACCAGGAAACACGUCAAAACAACAUUAAUGCAUUAUACAAAGAUCUCAUUAAUCGCAAGAAUGAAAUAGACCAAAAAUGGGCAGGUUUAGAUGGAACAUCUGAUUUGGAAUCAAAAAUUUAUUCCCAAGAUCAAAACUGCCUGAAAGCAGAAAAGCCUCUUAGUGAAAUUGAUCUCUAUGCAAGUAUUGGUUCCAAUGGAAGUGAAAGAGAAGCACUUCAUAAAGAAUUACAAGCUAGAAACUAUGAUGGGUCUACCACUUCAUCGGAACCUGAUUGUAGUAAACAUUUUAAUAUGGAUUUUAGUAUGUUUGCUUAUGAACAUCUUGGCUCUAUGAUAAAUAGGCAUAAUUUAACUUUGACUGCUGAAAUUGGACUGAAACAUCUACUAUCAGGAUUAUCUACUGAGGAAUUUGGAAGUCUCAUUGUUUCUGAACUAGAGGCUAAUACUUCCUCAUGGUUGCAUUAUAAUCUAGGUAUUUUAUAUUGGAGAAUUAAAGGUAAUGCUCCCAAGGCUAUUGAGUGUGCUAGAAGAGCCUUAUUUUUUGUUCCAAGAGAAUAUCAGGACAUUCCACUUCUUAAUUUAGCUGGAAUUUUUCAUCAGAGUCAUAAUCAUAAAGAUGCUGCAAUUCUUCUACAUGCUGCAAUAGAUCAUGCUCCUGCUCAGCCCUUAAAUUAUCUUGCACUGGGUAAUGUUUAUGCUGCUCUGACAGAUUUCAAUCGAUCUGUAGCAUGUUAUGAUAAUGUUUUGAGAUUGCAACCUGACUAUGACAUUGUUGCUACUGUUAAAUAUGCUACGUUAUGUCACAAGAAAUUGGAGACUCUUCUGUCACAACUUCAUGACUCUUUACAACAAAUUUUAUCGGAUUUGCACGAAUAUCACGGGCAGCAACAGCAGUGGUUGCGUUUACAAGAACGUCUCCUGUGGGAACAGGUUCCAUUUGAAACAAGGAUUGCCGAAUACGGUGCUGAUAAGAUUGAAACCUUUUUGUCUCACAGAGGACAGCGUUGCGUUCAACGGGAUGCAGCCGAUUCAAAAUCAACAAUUAUUUGUGACUUUACCGAUACUAGGAACGCUGUAGGAUUGCACGUUGAUAUGAAUUUGAAUUUAGAAAAGCUAUUGAAGAAUGUCGAGAGCGAAACGUUGAAGAUUUCUGAACAAAUGUCGCGAAGUAAAAAUUUUGCUGGAGGUAAAACACUCUCAGCAAAGAAAAAUAAAAAAGGAGAUGUGAAAGAGAUCAUGGACGAAAGCAGCAGUAAUAGCAGAUUGAAUUCAAUAAAUUUCGAGGGAGGUUCGUUCAAUAUUCCCCCUGCUUUUCAUCCAAAAUAUCCGACCACUCUUUCUUUAUCAAACGAUUUAUAUUUUGAUGCCACGUCAUGGCCAAGUAAAGAAGAAUGUGUUAAAUGGAACCUACCUCCUAAUCCCAAAGAGUUACUUAAUAUUCCGGUCUUUUUGCCUCCAGAAAAUAAAGGAUUCCAGGUUUCUAAGGCGAUAUCAGACUUGAUAGAUCUUCCAAAUGGUUUUGAACAUUCCCUUCCAUGGUAUCCUCCCAUUUGUGAACAUUCUGGCAAAGACUUUAAUAAAAUUUAUCUUCCUUCGAGCGUUAAACAAACCUUCAACAAACCGUUGAAAAUGCAUCCCUUUUUUCAUAAACAUUUCGUAAAUUAUAUUAACGAUGGUAAAGUUGACGAGGCUGAAAUUGGCCAAAGAAUUAUUACUGCCAUGUACAAGAAAACAGCUCCUGGGUGGUUACUUGCAACGUUAGCAAGUUAUUAUUGGCAAAUACGUUCAAAUACAAAAAACGCGUUAAACUGUCUCGAUCUGGCUUUUCAAACUGUCCCAAAGGACUAUACAGAUGUCGUUAUUAUUUCGAUUUCUUCAGUUUUACAUCAGUUGGAUCUCGUGGAUGACGCCCUCAAAUUUGCAAUGCUAGCUUUUCAAGUCAAUUACGUGGAACCCAGCACAAACUUUCUACUGGCUCUGCUUCAUUAUAAAAAGAAUAACCCAAUACUUGCCAUGUAUUAUAUGAAAAAUGUUCUAAGAGUUGAACCUAAUUAUUACAACGGUUUGGCUGAAAAUCUACUUAAAACUUGGGCUUGUAGUGUGAAAUUAGGAAGUUAUGAAGAUGAAAAAAUAAAAAUUGAUAAGAUCACAGAAGGCAUGUGUUCGGAUAAGGAUUCCUUCAGGGGUGAAGGGGUUAUUUGUUCUGCAAACGGGGAGCAGUGCAAGACUGCUUCUAUACAAUGCUUUAGGACUGAAGCUAUAAAGGACCCAAUUCUCGAGAAAGAAAAGAUUUCCCUUUCAAAUUGUGGUAAAAGCAGGGGUGGUUUUGGUCGUUCUUUUGUAAACAAUUUCAUGAACGGCGAUAAAAAUGAACCUGAUCAGUCCCAUUUGGAAACCAUGAACAAUUAUCCUCAUCAGACCUUUCAUAUGAGGAUUUCUUUAGGCAGUGGAAAUGGGGAGGCAAAAGAACAAAAUGAAAAUGUCCUGGGGGAUUUUUAUGUAUCUGUUUCUUUAACUGAUGAUCCUUUACCAGAACCAUUGCUUCAUGUUUAUGACAAAUCUGGUACUUAUCCCCUUUCUGCAACUACUUGUAGAGACAUUCGAGAUUCUGAUUGGCUUCAUUUCAGUUCAAUGUGGCAGUCAAUUGCCACCAGGAAUAUGGAUAUAAGUUCUCUGCUGAAAUCUACAUCUAAUAAUGAAAAGGGUUCCUUAAAACCUUACUGUUCUGAUGCUGCUCCUGCUCCUAAGACCUCUUUGGACUACUUGACAAGUACCCUUAUACGUAAAAAGUUACAGAAGUUUCCCGAACCAACCCUGAUGGAAUGGCUGACUUUAAUGGCCAACGAUGAUAGGAGUAGCCUUCAGGAGUUGGGAGUUAAAUUAAGUAGAGCAUUACAAGAGAAUGUGACUUCUUGGAUUUUAGCAACUGCUGCUGCACUGUAUUGGAGGAUCGUUGGGGACGUGGACGAAGCUGUGACAUGUAUAAGACAGGCACUGAAUUUUGUCCCUAGCGACAUGAAGGAUCUGCCUCUUAACAGUCUUUCAAAUAUUCUUCAAAGGAAUGGUUUACUUUCAGAUGCCUUGGAAGCGGCGUAUUUGGCUCUUGAAAGUCGUCCAGAUUUUGUGAUUAAUCAUUUCACUUUGGCUAAUGUUCAUACCGUUUUGGGUGAUUUGGAAAAAGCGAUUUCUUUCUACAGAUCAGCUUUGGCUCUAGAACCAAAUUUUGAACCAGCUAGAAACCGUCUUCAGGCUAUUUUAUGUACUUUAUUUUUUGACGAAAGUGGAUCUCUGAGGGAUGCACCGGAUUUUACGCGUAUUUAGACGUAUGCUCUUUCCAUUUUCUAUACUUAUUUAUUAUUGUUUAACCAAAAAGCAAUGUGUUCAACCUGUUUUAUUGUUUUUUUUUGUUCAUUUUACAUUUUCUUUUUAUUUUGUUAAAUGAUUUCAGUAUGAGACCUAUUUAAAGACUUUUGUUUG